Molecule: messenger RNA, 2291 nt
Organism: Stereum hirsutum FP-91666 SS1
Lineage: Eukaryota; Fungi; Basidiomycota; Agaricomycetes; Russulales; Stereaceae
Product: SET domain-containing protein
Exons: 15
Biological process (GO): chromatin remodeling
Molecular function (GO): histone methyltransferase activity; protein binding
Source: RefSeq, a predicted model, not a curated record
UGAUGAGUCGUCCUCAGCCUGGUCGAGCUCCUAUCACGAUCGACUUGACGGACUAUGACUUCGGCGACGACGAAUCGCACGAGGGAGUCAUUUCUCCUCGUGACGCCACUGCCAACAAGGAGGUCAUAUACGUAGACGUCUCGCCCGAGCCUCCGGAUACGCGAACCAUAGUGCUCGAUGUCUAUCAAGAGGUCUGGGACGAGUAUCGCAAGUGGAAAUAUCACUGGAGCGCACUACUUGUUCGGGAUCUUCGUCAUGUUGAUGUUUCUGAGAGUGCUCCGGCGAGUGCGUCGCUGGAGGGAGAACUUGUUGAUUCGAGCUCGGAUGGUGAUGAUGGUUAUGAUUUUUCGAGGGCGUCUGCUCCUUCGAAUAUCACCUUCGUCUGCGCGACUCCUGUGAAUGCUCAGGCUGGUCCAUCCACCACCAUUACCACCAUGUCCCACAAGAUCCUCGACACAGCGACCACUCGCCUUCCACCAGACACAGACACGGACCCGGUCUACGAAUCUUAUCAGCCCACGAACGUCAACAUAUCCGUCUCCGUCCCGAAAGCCCGGGAUUACAUGCCAGACUUCAUCCCGUAUGCGGAUGAAGAAGGCUUCGAUCAGGAAAAAUAUCUGGAGCAGUUUGGUGGCGGGUCUGCGUGGGAGGAAGAAGAGAUGGAGGACCCGGAUGUCAUCGAGAUACAGCUCGAGACCGUGAGGAGGUUGUAUUAUAGAAACAAGCUGUCGCUCGAAGAUAUUGAGAAGACGGAAGUUCUGCCGCCCUUACGGACGCGCGGAUCUGGUGUGUUGUGGAAAGCGAAGAGGAAAGAUCUUCUUCAUUGGCCAAACUCGGCUCAAGAUCUUCCUCCAGCAGAGGCUCUCUUUGAGACCGCAUUUCCUUUGCGCGGCAUACAUGAUGAAAGUUCGGUAAGACAGGUUUACUUCUGUCCACACCCGAACUGUAUAGACAUGGCUUGUCCUACACAUCAUCAACAAUUCUCCAAUAUCGGUCGACCACCUCGUCCGACUAUGUCUAGUGUGGCACUUCAGACAAGCAGAGGCAAGCCUUGUGGAGAGCGGUGCUUUCGUCGUGCUAUGGAGAAUGUGCAGGACUUGAUCCGCUGGACAGAAAUCGAGCUCACCGAUCUCGCUGAUGUCCUCCGUGUCUUUCCGGAUGGUAUCCCGUGUGAUCUCGCUAGGAUGGUGCGCAAACCAUGUGCUGAGGUUUUCUUCCAACGACGCGAGCUCAUUCCAGAUUCAAGCAUCCAAAACCUCGAAGGACGUGCUGCUCCUGCCCGUGCUUCCGCAACAGGUCGAGAAUUGGAGUUUGUUGAUGACCUCAAGGGGAUUACGGAGGCGGAGGGACACAAGGGCUAUGUCCGAGUGCCGCCGUGUAAUCACCCUGGCGAGCACUGCGAUACGGCCAGGUGCUCUUGUUUCAAGGAGAAGCAGCACUGUGUGACUAUGUGUCAGUGUAUUAACGAUUGCGAACGACGAUACCCUGCGUGCGAUUGUAACCCUCUGAAGAUGAGGUCGAAGACGCGGAUUUGUUGGCAUAAUUCAAAGUGUCAGUGUCGACUGGAGAAGAGGGAAUGUGAUCCCAGGAGAUGUGUGUGUUGUACUACUAAAGUAGAUGAGCACGGUGAGAGAUCAGCGAGAAAGAAUAAGGGCAAGUCGAAGGAGAAGAAAGAAGAUGUUACGAUGCGCCAAUGCUCGAACAUGAGCAUUCAACAGGGAGAUGAAGUGAAACUCGAAGUGAGGAAGGGAAAGGUCGGAUUCGGGGCCUUUGCGACAACGGCACUCGUCCCGAAGGAUUAUAUCGGCGAAUAUGUAGGCGAACUUCGGAGCGAUUCCGACGAGGAAGAUGUAGAUCCCUUCAAUAUGUUACGACUGUACACCCACCGGAAUUACCUCUUUGGACUGAACGAUAUCUGGGUCGUGGAUGGGACACGAGCUGGAAACGACAUCAGAUUUAUUAAUCAUGGGAAGGACGGGAACGUUGAGGCUGCAGUCAUCCUCGUGAACGGGGAUCCUCGCAUCGGCAUUUGGGCAACGAAAUAUAUCGGCGCGGGAGAAGAGAUACUGCUGAACUAUGGAGAGGAGUAUUGGACGGCUGGGGACGCCCCAGGUUCUGAAUCCGAAUCUGAAGAGUACGAAGAAGAAAGGGUCAGCCAACGCAAGGUUCCCAGAGCGAAUGACAGAGAAGAGCAUGCGACAGCACAUAACAAUGAGCGGUUUGAAGAGGAUGAAGAAUGGGAAGGUGAUUAUGAGGACGAUGGCGAGUAUGACCCCAGCGAGGAAGAUUGA